Molecule: messenger RNA, 7797 nt
Organism: Anastrepha obliqua
Lineage: Eukaryota; Metazoa; Arthropoda; Insecta; Diptera; Tephritidae
Gene: rdgB
Product: protein retinal degeneration B
Exons: 16
Coding region: 794-4399 (1201 amino acids)
Biological process (GO): phospholipid transport
Cellular component (GO): cytoplasm
Molecular function (GO): phosphatidylcholine binding; metal ion binding; phosphatidylinositol binding
Source: RefSeq, a predicted model, not a curated record
UUGCCAGGGGCGGUUGAUAUUUGAGAAAGCACAACGCUUUCAAGUGCGCGACUACAAUAUUGCAAAAAGGGGAGCGCAGGAAAAAUGCUAAUACAUACAUGUAUAUGUAUGUACAAGUAGUAAAUUAGUUAUUUAAAUUGUUUUGUGACUUGUGGUUUAUGUAAUCGUAUGUUACAUAAAGUUUUCUAGCAACAGAAAAAACAAAUGCAGCGCUUAAAUCUAAUUAUGUGAGAAUGCCUGUACAAUGCCCGUGUUAUUCAAUAAAAUUGUUUACAAAUUUUUCGCUUUUCUUACCAUCGCCGUGUGAGUGCUGUGAAAACCUCACCAAGUGGUUGGUCUAACGCAUUUGAUGCAUUCAAUUUAGUGAAUUUGUCUAUUAAAUGGUUUGAUUAAGUGGAAAUUUGUGGUGCUGAAAGUUUUUCUAACACAUUGCUAUCUGUCUGCCACUGUGAAAUUGCCUGGGCACACGAAGAUAAUAGGAAAAGCAGUAGCAGCUGCUAUGUCUGUGGCUGUGUAUCUGUUGCUGUCAUCUAGCUGUUGUAAAUCGAUUAUUCGCUUGUGUAGCGGUAACGUUGUACUACUUCAAUUCUACUUCAGCUGAUUUGAAAAUUAAAUAUGAGCCUACAUUCAGGCGUACAGACAUGCAAUAAAAAUUUUUCAAUUAAGUUGCAUUGGCAAUAAAAUGCAACCAUAGCAACAAAGAAAUUAAUUUAGUCAAUGUAACUGAACUAGAAUAUUUCCCGUUAUAUGAGCUCAUCCCUUGAAACACAACGAGCAUUUGCAGCGCAGCAAAAUGUUGAUAAAAGAAUACCGUAUACCCUUACCGCUCACGGUCGAGGAGUAUCGCAUCGCUCAGCUGUAUAUGAUAGCGAAAAAGAGUCGCGAAGAAAGUCAUGGCGAGGGCAGUGGUGUGGAAAUUAUCAUUAAUGAACCCUACAAAGACGGGCCCGGAGGGAAUGGCCAGUAUACAAAGAAAAUCUAUCAUGUUGGCAGCCAUUUGCCCGGUUGGAUAAAAAGUUUAUUGCCAAAGAGCGCUUUGACGGUGGAGGAGGAGGCGUGGAACGCUUAUCCAUACACACGCACGCGCUACACCUGCCCCUUUGUGGAGAAAUUCUCACUCGAUAUUGAAACUUAUUACUUCCCAGAUAACGGUUAUCAGGACAAUGUAUUCAAGUUGAGCGGCAGCGAUCUGAGAAAUCGCAUUGUGGAUGUCAUUGAUAUCGUCAAAGAUCAACUCUAUGGCGGUGAUUAUGUGAGGGAAGAGGAUCCUAAACUAUUUGUAUCUGAGAAAACUGGUCGCGGACCAUUGGUUGAUGAAUGGCUGGAAGAGUAUUGGCGCGAGGUGAAAGGCAAGAAGCAACCGACUGCACGAAAUAUGUCGCUUAUGUGCGCAUACAAAAUCUGUCGUGUCGAAUUCCGUUACUGGGGUAUGCAAACCAAGCUCGAGAAGUUCAUACACGAUGUAGCAUUGCGGAAAACUAUGUUGCGUGCACAUCGACAGGCAUGGGCAUGGCAAGAUGAGUGGUACGGUUUGACAAUUGAAGAUAUACGUGAGAUUGAGCGUCAAACGCAGCUUGCGUUGGCGAAGAAGAUGGGCGGUGGCGAAGAAAGCGAGAGUGAUGCGGAAGAUGCAGACAGCGUGGCAGACUUGCACGGUAGACCCAUUACUAGCAGUACAGGCAGUGAACGUCGGAAGUCUGGUGGUGCGCCGCCACCGAUUGUAACCCAAGAGCCGCCAAGCACUGAGGGCACUUCAGAUGAGGAUGAAGAGGAGGAAGCGGCACAGGAAGUGAGUGCACGUUCACGUUCGCAGAGCAUUCAACUGACUAAGUCGAAAUUCGGCUCGAAAGGUGCACUGCACUCACCAGUUGGAUCGGCGCAUAGCUUCGAUUUGCAGGUUGCAAAUUGGCGCAUGGAGCGUCUCGAAGUGGACACUAAAUCCAACUCCGACGAAGAAUUUUUCGAUUGCGUUGAUACUAAUGAGACCAACUCCCUCGCUAAAUGGAGUUCACUUGAGUUGCUCGGCGAGGGCGACGAUAGUCCGCCACCGGGCAGUGGUGCCGCCUACAAAGACAGUCAAGAAGACAGUAUUUUCAAUCAAGACUUCCUAAUGCGUGUCGCAUCCGAGCGUGGCACUAAGCGACAACUGCGCUCUUCAGCCAGCAUAGAUCGCAGCCAUGAUACGUCGCCGCCUGGCUCGCCAAGCACGCCAUCCUGUCCCACCACCAUACUUAUACUUGUAGUACAUGCGGGCAGCGUUUUAGACGCCACUAGCGAGCUGACCGCUAAGAAGUCAGACAUUACCACAUUUCGUGGCGCCUUUGAGGGUGUUAUGCGUCAGCACUACCCCAGUCUGUUGAGUCAUGUCACAAUUAAAAUGGUACCAUGCCCCUCCAUUUGUACCGACGCACUGGGCAUACUCUCUAGUCUCAGUCCAUACUCGUUCGAUGCGUCGCCAUCGGCUGCGGAUAUACCAAAUAUUGCUGAUGUACCGAUUGGCGCAAUACCGCUGCUAUCGGUUGCCUCACCAGAGUUUCAGGAUACCGUUAAUAAGACAGUGACUGCAGCAAAUAUUGUCUACCAUGAAUUUCUCAAAACCGAAGAGGGUCACGGUUUCGCCGGUCAGGUGGUAAUGCUGGGUGAUUCUAUGGGUUCGCUGUUGGCCUAUGAGGCGUUGUGUCGUAGCAAUGGUAUGGAUGGUGGUGGCAGUCGCUCGUCGCGCACGGACGAUGAUGAACGUUUCAAUGAUUCGGAUUUGGAUGCCAAGCGGCUAUUGGUAGCACCUUCCCCGCGUCGUCGGCGCUCAUCAUCGAGUGAUUCACGUGGUAAUAAGUUGGACUUUGAAGUGGGUGACUUCUUCAUGUUCGGUUCACCGCUUUCCAUUGUAUUGGCAUCACGUAAGCUGCACGAUGCCAAGGCAGCGCUGGCUCGCCCAAACUGUAAUCAGGUGUAUAAUUUAUUCCAUCCUACCGAUCCAAUUGCUUCCCGUCUGGAGCCAUUGCUCAGCGCCAGGUUUUCCAUGCUGUCACCGGUAAAUGUGCCGCGAUAUGCCAAGUAUCCAUUGGGCAAUGGGCAGCCAUAUCACCUUUUGGAAGUCAUCCAAUCAAAUCCACAACACUUUAGUGAUGCUAACAAUAUUCUGGGUGGUAGACGUCUAUCGGAUGCCUCAAUGCAAAGUACUAUUUCAGGCUUAAUUGAAAAUGUAUCGCUAAGUACAAUCCACUCACUACAAAUGAAAUGGUGGGGCACAAAACGUUUAGAUUAUGCCUUGUAUUGUCCUGAGGGCUUGAGUAAUUUUCCAGCUCACGCCUUGCCACAUCUAUUCCAUGCCAGUUACUGGGAGAGCGCAGAUGUAAUUGCAUUUGUUUUGCGACAGAUUGGCAAAUUCGAUGGCAUUCCAUUUGUCGGCUCAGCCGAUGACAAAGAAACGGUCACCUUCCAUCCAAGUCAGCCGCGUGAGAAAUGGAUGAAAAAGCGCACUUCGGUAAAACUGAAAAAUGUAGCUGCCAAUCAUCGCGCCAACGAUGUUAUUGUGUUGGAGGGACGGGAACAGCGUCUCAACGCUCGUUUCAUGUACGGCCCUUUAGACAUGAUCACUUUACAUGGCGAAAAGGUUGAUAUACAUUUAAUGAAAGAUCCGCCAGCCGGCGAAUGGACCUUCCUUGCCACCGAACUGACCGAUAAGAAUGGUCGCAUCUCAUAUAAUAUCCCAGAGCAAGUAUCCCUGGGUUAUGGUAUCUAUCCUGUUAAAAUGAUUGUGCGUGGUGAUCAUACAUCGGUCGACUGCUAUGUAGCCAUAGUACCGCCGAUGACUGAAUGUGUAGUCUUUAGUAUAGAUGGUUCCUUUACGGCGUCUAUGUCGGUGACGGGGCGGGAUCCAAAAGUACGCGCCGGAGCUGUAGAUGUCUGUCGCCAUUGGCAGGAGUUGGGCUACUUGCUGAUCUAUAUCACCGGACGGCCGGAUAUGCAACAGCAACGUGUGGUGUCCUGGUUGAGCCAGCACAACUUUCCGCACGGGCUAAUCUCAUUCGCCGAUGGAUUACUUACUGAUCCACUCGGGCACAAGACGGCUUACUUGAAUAAUUUAGUGCAGAAUCAUGGAAUCUCAAUUGUGGCUGCUUAUGGUAGCAGCAAAGAUAUAACUGUGUAUGCGAAUGUUGGUUUGCGACCGGAACAGAUAUUUAUUGUGGGCAAGGUUAGCAAAAAAUUACAAUCAAAUGCCACGGUGCUGAGCGAUGGUUACGCGGCCCAUCUAGCUGGUCUGCAGGUGGUAGGUGGCUCACGUCCCGCUAAGGGUAAUGCACGCAUGGUUAUACCGCGCGGCUGCUUCAAUUUACCCGGACAAGCGUCGAAUCCUCGGCGCAGAAGCAACGCAUAUGAAAAAACCCUAGACGAAUGAAACUAAUACAUAAAUGUUUACCUACUAACAUGCCUAUACAUGCAUAUGUAUGUAUGUAGCAGAGAGCCGUUUAUGUGAAUACAUUAACAUAUGCACAUAUUUAGCCACUAAGUAAGCGAAUUGCAGCGAAUUUAUUUAAUUGGUUUAUUUCAAAUUAUAUUACACACACAUACAUAGAUUGUUGUUUUUUGUACGAAUAAAUGUAUGCAGUCACAUAUUUGGCGAAAAUACACACACACAUACACAUCUUAGUAGCUAUUGUACAAUAACACUUAGCUUUAGCCUUAUUUAUGGAUGUACAUAUUUAUUCAUGUAUACAUAUAUGUACAUAUGUACGUACUAAUAACUAACCAAUGCAAGUGAAAAAAUGUUAUGGAAUUUGAAUUUAUGAUAUUUUUCCUUUUAUAUUGUUUCUCUUUGUAUUUCAUUUCUUGCCAUUGAUUUACGUUUACCUGAUUUAAACGUCUUUAUAUGGACACUGAAAACGCUUCCACAACCACAACCACCAACCGACAUCCAAUGCCCAUCACCAACACCGUUAUCUCCAUUAAUUACGAUUCUAAUUUUUUGUAACAAUUUUUUUUUCACAAAUAAUCGAAAAUAUGCCGUUAUUUUUAUAAAAAAAAAAUUAUUUCCCACACUUCAUAUCUUGCCAUGCCCAUCAACAUGUACACCACUACCACCCCCACCAACCAUAUUUUGUGCCAUUUCUUGUGUAUUUAGGCUGCAUGAGCAACCGGAUGCUUUAAUGUAAAUUGCGAAUGUCACACCUUUGUCUCGUAUCCACCAACAACAUGUUUGCGAAUCGCAACCAAAAAACGCAAAAAAACAAUCAAAGCAACAACAACAAACAAGCUAAUAAAUCAAACAAUAAAAUGGUAAAGUUUAGCACAUAUUUACGCUUCUAAAGCUGACAAUUUUUCAGUUCAUAAAAAAAACAAUUAAACAAAAAUUUUAAGUAACCAAUUAAAUAAUAUCAUGAUUUAAGCUAAAAAUAUUUCUAAAAUAUGUAUAAAAAAAUAUUUAAAAAAUUAAAUGCAUAGAAUAAACCUGAAAUCAAAGAAAUUGAAAUUAUCAACACAAAAAACACAAAUCAUCAUACGAAUUUGCAACCUCAAAUUAGUGAAAUUAAUAAGUGUUGUGUAAUAGGAAAAUAUUUUUGUCAAUCUGGUCACUUUUAUUCUUUCUGAUUGGCAUUUAACAUACAUUUACAUAUUUUUGUGCAAUUACAAACGUCUAGCAAUAAAUUUACAUGAAUUUCAUCAAUUAGCUUUUAUACUCAUCAAUUUUGUGUUUUUGUUUUUUGUUUGUGUACUAUCUUCCUAAACAUCACUCUGCAUAUGCAAAUAUGUAACUGCUAUCUCUCCUGCAUCCAUCAUCACACCAAAUCCACUAUGUCUCUCUCUGUUUAUGUGUAACAACUAUCCAACAACGCCACAACAAUCAAAAUUAAAUAACAACAACAGCAACGAAACUGGACUAUCUUCGCCCGUUCGCAGUGGCUACCUGAAGCGCAAAACCUAUUUAAGUCUUCACUAAAUCAAAAAGGAAACACAGCACUGAGAAUAGCAAAGGAUUUCGACAAGAAAAUCAUAGCUUUGGAAUGCAGCUUGGAAAUUCACUGCAACAUUUGAACAGAGAUGAACAAAGCUAAUACAUAAAUGAAACAAAGAUGAACAAAGCUACUUGAAAAUCAGUACGUAAUUGAAAAUAAAAUAGUUUAUAUCACAUAACGUCCAACAAUUCUGGCAGCUAACUAAAACAAAAAAUAAAUAAAGAAAAGUAAAAUGUCAACAAUGCGCUCGUCCGUAGCCUCUUGCAGUUGCACGCUCAUCGCCGACGCCUCCUUUGUCCGCCCAUCCGUCACAUUUGUCCACAACGCUUAAGCGGCAUUUAGCUUAGACAUUAUGAAACUCAUAACUUCCACAUCCCUUAAAGAGCUUAGUUAUGUACUUGCAUGUAGUCAGCGCGCUCCAGCAUUAUGCUUAGUGAUCACUUAGAACGCGCUGAAUAUUUGUUGAAAACCAGCGGUUCAAAAAUAAAACAGAAACCACAAAUAAUAAAUCUCCAAAAACUGCAGCAUAACUAUCUACUCAUAUACUGCAUAUAGUAUUUACGAAGAAAUAAAAAUAAAAACAUUUACUUAGUGGCAGAAGUUAGAGUUUAAUUAGGAUGAAGCGGCAAAGCAGCGUUCCAUAUACGUAUGUAUGUACUAACCGAUUCAUUUGCGACUAGUUAGUGCUGCAUUAGAACUAAAGAGAAACGAAUGCAAAUAAUAUUUACGCAAAUCACGCCUAAAGUGUCACGUGAAAAUGCAUUGAAAGACUACUUUGUAUUUGCAUCUUAUAGGUACCUGGCUAGAAAGACUGUUUCCUCCUGUUGUAUGAUGGUGUUUCAAUCUACCUAAAUAAUAAAUAUGUGUUAAAUGGAUUUAAGAAAAUGUGAACAAAAAUUAAAACAGAAAGAACAAAGCAAAAACAAAAAAAAUAUCUAUAUACAGCUAUAAUGCUUCAGAAAGUAUUUUUGAGAAAUGAAAGAUAUAAAUUUUAAAAAUAAAUUAACUAAAAAUUACUACGUGUGUGAAUGCAAACAUACAUACAUACAUACAUACAAAACAUAUUUAUAUAUACACAUGUAUGUAUGUAGAAUAUUGUUCUAAAACCAAAACACAUGCAUACCUUCUUGUAAUAUAUAUAUAUACACUCAUACAUACAUACAUCUAAAGCAUAUGACAAAGAACAAAGUUCAAAUUGUAUUUACUAGAGAAUAAACAGAGUUACUCAAGCUAUCUAACUACAUACAUACUUACAUACAUAUAUAAUUAUAUAAUUGGAAUAUCGAACAAAUUAAAUAAAUAAAUCUAAAUAUCUAAAACUGUGAAGCAAACUAAGCUAAAUAAAAUCAAAAGCAUAAACAAUCUAAAAGCGAUUAAAACCUAAUUUUACAACAAAAUCUGUUCCACAAAAACAAUUUAUUAUAAAUAAUUUAAGUAAAGCAUCAACACAAAUGUAAUGUAAAAAUUUUGAAAUGCUUAAAAUGUGUUUGGAAACUUCAAUUUUUCUGAAAACUACCAGCAGCUCAUAUGUAGGUAAAAAAUUAAAAAAAAAUGGCUAUUUUGCUAAAAUUGUAAAACAAUGACGCUUUUUUAAGCAAACGUAUAAAGAAAUACAAAUGCAAUUAAAUUUUCAAAAAAACAUAAAUACUUUAUGGACAGUAAAUAUUAAUACUACUAAAUAUUAGAUCUCUCUUUCAUCGUGAUAACGUUCGAGAAGCAUUUUGCAUUUAUGUGUAUGUUAAAACAAAAGAGUUUAGAAAAAUUUGUUGUGCGUAGAUUUUUAGCAAUAAGUGUUAGUCAAGUGAAAAAAAUAAAUCAUGCUUGGUCAUUUUAACGAACAAAA